This is a messenger RNA of Aspergillus glaucus CBS 516.65, 2001 nucleotides long. RefSeq names its product putative Snf1 kinase complex beta-subunit Gal83. The transcript is spliced from 3 exons. Gene Ontology annotation, molecular function: protein kinase binding. NCBI's taxonomy places the organism in Eukaryota, Fungi, Ascomycota, Eurotiomycetes, Eurotiales, Aspergillaceae. The record is from RefSeq and is a predicted model, not a curated record. Gene Ontology annotation, cellular component: nucleus; nucleotide-activated protein kinase complex; cytoplasm. Gene Ontology annotation, biological process: signal transduction. Bases 259 to 1623 code for a protein of 454 amino acids.
AUCGCUCGGAAUCGCUGGUCAAAAGUCGUUCCACCAAUUAAAUAUACACCGUUGCUGGGCAAAAAUUCAACCCCUCUUCUUCUCGCCGACUGAGAGCUUGUGGUUGUUUUGAUGCUGGCAUCUUAACCUGCCUGGUCUCUCAUCGUCCCUCGCCGUUCUCUCCGACGACCCCCGCGAUAGCCAAACCCCGACUCCUCACCUUUACCACCUUUUCCUUUCCUCUUCAUUCUCGCCCCUUUUUUCGCUACUACACUGCAUAUGGGCAACAAUCCUUCCAAGCCAGAUGUCCCGUCGGCAGCGGGGUCUCCGUACGUGACGGGAUCUGGACAUGAGAGGAAGGUGACUCAACAACCUUCCAUCAAUACAUUAUCGGGCACGGCGAAAGCCGCUGCGGCCGACCCCUCUGCCACUAAAGAGACUGCAAUCGGACAUUCGGCUACACAGAACCAGGCAGCUGUUCAGCAGCAUCUCCAAUCCAGUCAACCUACGGAGCCCUCCGCGCGUACGCUAGACCAGCCCGACUAUCAAGAUGCGAAGAUUCCAGACCCUGAGCCCAGGGGCAUCCCUACUCCCGAUACCUCCAACCCUGUUCAAGUUCCGAAUCAGCGCAUGAGGCGCGACACUCUUCCGCCCGGUAUGGCGCCGCAAAGUUACUACAAUGCCUCUGCCCAUCUUCAACGUCCGCCCAGAAUGCCUUUGCCGAUUGGGGAUGCGACAGCGACACCAGGCUCUCCACUCCUUGGUCCCGAAGAUUCGCAUAUCGGAGAGGAUGUGGCUCAGGAUCGUUUCGUGGAUGAGCAAGCGGGACAUGAACAAUCCAGUGUUCCAGUUGAUGAAGAUGAAGGAGCAGAGGAUCUUGCACCAUACACUCCAAGUGGUGUAGGGAAAGCUGUCCCGACCACCAUCGAAUGGGCCUCCCAUGGCGAUAAAGUUUAUGUGACCGGAACAUUUGUCAAUUGGGAGAAAAAGUUCCGUUUACAUAGAAGGGUUGACAGUAGCGGAGGCACCACCAUGGCCACGACUCUGAAUCUUCGUCCUGGAACACAUCAUCUAAAGUUCAUUGUGGACGGUGAAAUGCGAGCCUCGGACAGUUUGCCUACGGCGGUAGACUUUACGAAUCACUUGGUCAACUACAUUGAGGUCAGUUCGGAUGAUUCUAGACGAUCGCGCAAAGCGAGCGUUGUGGCUCCCUCGGGUGUUCGUGCCCCGCAGGUUGUCCCAGAGCUCCUUGGAACCCAUGAUGAAGAGGGCCAGGUGGAAGAUACCGAGAUUGAUGAGCCAGAAGAGAUUCCGCUUGGGGAUUUCCGUAACAUAAUACCCCAAUAUCUGGUUGACCUAGACAAAGAGGAAGAGGUCCCGGCCUAUCAACAGGCCGCAAAUGUUAUUGGCGAUGCACCUACGCCCCCAAGUCUUCCUUUGUUCCUGGGCAAGUCUAUAUUGAACGGCACCACACCGAUGAAGGAUGACAGCAGCGUUCUGAACUAUCCCAACCACACUGUUCUGAAUCACCUUGCUACAAGUAGCAUAAAGAAUGGUGUGCUGGCUACUAGUGUAACAACUCGGUACAAACGGAAGUAUGUUACAACAAUCCUGUACAAGCCGGCUGGAGAUCCCUCGGGUUAGUUGUUACACGGAUGUAUGAUGCAACAGUAUAUUUCGUCAUCAGUUUAGCAGUCGAGAAUUUCAUCAUGCACGCCAUUGGACACUGUUUAUGACUACCUCAACGGGAAGCGGCGCUUGAUGGAUUUCAUGCUUGUACACUUCUGUCAUCAAACCAUACUACAUGGAACAUAACAACGCUUGUUCGAUUAUAAUCAUUGAUGAUGGGACGUCAUUAUUGAAAUGCAUAUACACAUGAUGUCACGGCCUUCAAUCCCACGUUUUGCACAUUCGGUUACAACUUGGAUCAGGUAGAUUCGGUAUGUGGUUAUGGAAUAAAAAUCCUUGUUUAUUGUGUUUACGGCGUUUUUCUCGGUUCAUUCUAUACGUUUGAUGUUGCAA